This is a messenger RNA of Desarmillaria tabescens, 678 nucleotides long. RefSeq lists its product as uncharacterized. The coding region runs from base 1 to 678 and encodes 225 amino acids. The transcript is spliced from 4 exons. Lineage: Eukaryota; Fungi; Basidiomycota; Agaricomycetes; Agaricales; Physalacriaceae. The record is from RefSeq and is a predicted model, not a curated record.
AUGGCCACGAUCGAAAGCUUGAAAGUACCAAAUAUCGACAAUGCUGCUACUUGCCCUGAACUUGGAAAUGAGCACAUUAACCUCAAGUAUCCUGCAGCACAACAUUCACGCACCUGGCAAUUAUCUUCUAAUGCCUUGCUAGCUAGCACAGAUCCCCCAUCCACACAUAGGCCUGUGGAUCCACCUGAUGCUCUGCCUGGAAAUUUGUGCACCACAUCAUACAACGCUCCUUCAUCCACUCAAAAAUCUGAAACCCAAAGUUCCAGUGUGCAUGUUGAAGGUUGGGAUUGGUCUUUCGAGUCCAAUGGUGAGACGUUCGAAGGUCUGCAAUUGCAGCAGAGCUAUGGAAAGAGCAGACGUUGCAACGCGCAAGCUGCAGACUUGAGAUGGAUGAUUCCUCCACCGAAGAUGAAGAAUUACACCUGCUGGUCAUGCUGUAGCGUCGACUUUGGUGACGCUGCAAUACCAGGCAACAAGACGAUCGAAAUGGAGAAAACACACCCCUUUGAUGGCAGAAAUGUCAUCUAUGUCCACUACCCAUACUUCUAUGACAUGACCACCAAUGGCUUCGAAUUGACAAACCAGCUAUCAUCUGGCACCACUGGUGUUCUUCCAGCUUCAAGCUUGACCGGGAGGAAGCUGUCUAGAAUUCUUGUAGAGUUGGAACCCCAGAUGUGA